UUGAAUUUCAUAGAUUACAAUAUAGACUGGAUGGCGUUACCAUAGAUGCACUGAUCAUGUUCGUGAGACCCACAAAGCGUAUCAUUUCGACAAGUCCGUGAGACGUCCCGUAUUUGACCUGGAAGACAAUAAUCAGUUUGCCGAGACUUUUGCUGACGGAUUUACACGUCUUGUGCUGUCCGCUGAUGGCCGAGUAAACCUGAGACGGAUUAGACGGCCUGCUGUACGGUCAGGUUGACAAGGAUCCUGAAGCUGAUUCAGACCACCUGAAUUGACGCAACUCGUAUCAGCACGAAACAAUGUUGUUCGACGACGUCCUACGGAAACUUGGCGAAUUUGGUAAAUUCCAACAAAUAGUCUUCGUAAUCGCCUGCCUACCUGCAAUCUUCGAAGGCUUUCACAAUUUGAAUAUUAUUUUUAUAUUGGCUGUACCAAAUCACAGAUGUGCGAUUCCUGGGCUCGAGAAUGACACAUGGGAGGUACAGGGCGAUGCCCACGCCCGGCUCAUCAACAUGACGAUACCACCCGGGGACGAGUGCCACGUGUAUCAUGACUUCAAUGGGACGCUUGCAGCUAAUACCACCGCCACAACGCCUUGUGAUUCCUGGGUCUACGACACAUCGGUCUUUCAGUCGACAGCAGCUACUGACUUUAACCUAGUUUGUGAUAAGAAAAUCCUACGGUCAACGGUCAACAUGAUGUUCAUGAUCGGGAUGUUGUGUGGCGGUAUCGUUGGAGGCAGGUUGGCCGACAGAUUCGGUCGAAAGACCACGAUAUGCAUUAUAACAAAUGGUUUCUUCUUGUUCGGACUCGCCCUGGCACUUUCCACCGACAUUUACAUGAUGAUAAUCGUCCGUUUCUUCAAUGGUUUCACAGACAUGGCUUACUACGCCGCAGCGUACGCAAUGUCAAUGGAGUUCGUCGGUCCGUCGAAGCGGAAGAUCACUGGUAUCUGUAUCGGAGGAUUCUUCACAGCUGGGUACAUUCUCAUCACACCAGUGGCAUACCUCAUAAGGCACUGGAGAUACUUCCAGGUGGCACUAUCGAUACCCUCUCUCGUGCUCAUCUCAUAUUGGUGGAUUUUACCCGAGUCCCCACGAUGGUUGCUCAUUCGGGGCCGGGCAGCCGAGGCAGAAGCCAUAUUGAGGAGGGCAGCCCGAAUCAACCAUGUCACCCUGCCUAAGAAACUGUUUGAUUCUACAACUCUCUACGAGAAAGCCGUCAAAGACUCCUUCUUCCGAAUGAUCAAGUACAAAGUGCUGCUUUUAAGGACACUGAUUAUUUGUUUCAAUUGGGGUGCCUGCUCCAUGAUGUACUACGGCUUGUCACUCAACAGCGGAAAUCUUGUCGGCGACAUCUUCGUCAACUUCUUGGUAAUCGGCCUCAUCGAAUACCCCGCCCUAGCGUUCGCUAUCGUUACCAUUAACCCAUUGGGACGCAAGAAGCCUUAUUCCUUCGCCAUGUUGCUGGGAGGGACUAGUUGUCUUGCCUCCAUCUUUGUUGCAGUAUUUGGGAGUGUGAGUACGACGUGGGCGCUGACAAUGCUCUCCACCAUCGGCAAGUUCGGCAUCUCGGCAGGUUUCUCUUUGAUUUACCUCUACACGGCAGAACUCAGCCCCACAGUAGUUCGCUCCAUACAUAUAGGGAUCGGGUCAGUCAGCGCUAGGAUCUUCACCAUGAUAGCACCGUACAUUGCUGAUCUCGGUGAGUUUGUAGGAGGUCAUUUUUCGAAGGCACUUCCCCUAGUCGUGUUUGGAGCCAUCUCCGUGACUGCUGGUUUAUUGGCAUUAAUGCUUCCCGAGACCAAAGGAAGGAAUCUCCCGGAGACUAUUGAGGAUGCUUUACACUACACAAGGAAACCACGAAAAGGCAGCGUUCAUAUCGCUGUGACGAACCCUGGGUUCGAAGACGAUGAUGAUAACUGGGACGAAGAUCAUCAGGCCAUGAUUGUAAGGAGUUCCCAUUGGAACGGGCCAGAGGCGACCCCAGAGGUCAACGAGGCAGCUGCUUAUGACAUCAUCCCUGCACAAGAGGUUGAAACCAACGGUGAAAUGGGUCCAUUGCGUAUGGAUGAAGACUUCCCAAGCACCGCGUAAACAUAGUAGUCAGCGUAUUAGAAAUUUUCUGUAGAGUGUGUUAUCGCAAUAUAGUGCAGUGCCGUAUUUACGUUUAUUCAAAAGAUAUAAAGUGAGAAAUAUUUAAAUAAAUACAAUUCAAAUGA
Messenger RNA from Lineus longissimus, 2221 nucleotides. Its product is annotated as organic cation transporter protein-like. Gene Ontology annotation, molecular function: transmembrane transporter activity. The transcript is spliced from 10 exons. Bases 300 to 2096 code for a protein of 598 amino acids. Lineage: Eukaryota; Metazoa; Nemertea; Pilidiophora; Heteronemertea; Lineidae. Gene Ontology annotation, biological process: transmembrane transport. The record is from RefSeq and is a predicted model, not a curated record. Gene Ontology annotation, cellular component: membrane.